GAAAGCCAUCCGAUCAGCUGCACACACACACACACAUACACACACGCACACACACACAUACGGUAAUGCAGAGAGAAAGCAAAGAGAAGGGAGGGAGGGAGAAAGAGAGAGAGAGAGAGAGAGGUAGAGCGCCACACACAACGAGGGAACCCCAUCAGCUGGAAGUCGAGUAACAUUACAACUCUCAGCAGCCUCAAACUACUACAUUGCACAGACGAGGGAUCCAUAUCUUCUCUGAGGACAAACCCCCUGUCUGUUCACGAGUUUUCCCCUUUUUUUGCUCCGUAACGCCAUCAUUUUUCUUCAGACUGUUUGCUGUAUUUUAAUUUAUUUUUUUUUUUGGAGGUGGGAAGGGGGGGACCAAAAAACUGGCGAGAGGCGAGCAUGGAGUAUUUCAUGGUACCAGCUCAGAAGGUGCCCUCUUUGCAACAUUUCAGGAAAACGGAGAAAGAAGUGAUCGGAGGUCUUUGUAGGUAAGAACACCUGCGCUUCAUCCACCCGUGCCGCGUGUGCGAUCAUUGUUGUGAUUAUUAAAAGGCGUCUGUUUGGAGUACACGCACUUAGCGACGGCGGUGAGGCAACAUGCUUCAUCUGAUCUGUUAUUGUGUACACGACCCACUCACGAGCAGCUGAGAGCCUUAAUAACCAACUAAAUAAAUGACUAAAUAGCGUCCGAGCAGACAGAGGGACGUGUGAAUAUCUUAACAAUCUCCUCAUGUGGUUAUUUCCAACAUUUAGAUGCGAAAAAUGUGUAUUUUGUGGCUAACAAACAUAAACCACGUGGUUCCCUGCACACCACGCUGCUAUCCCUCUCCAGAGCGCAUCCUGCUCUAUUUAUCCUCAAAUUACCCCUCAGUGUUACAUUAAGGUGGCGUGAUUUGCAUAAGAAAGGGUACGGUUACACUAGCGGGUGUCAUACGACGUGAAAGGGUCUAUUUUCUGCCGUUCACAUCGUUAGGGUCGCCGAAUUCGCUCAGAGCGAUCCGAAGUUAUUGUGGGUAGUGCGGCCAUGCUUGUGGCUUGUGCUUAACGUGAUGAGGGGGUCUGGCGUUUGUUUCCUGUUUAUGGCGCCUUGUUUACCGUUACUUUCCACGAGAAAGCACAACACCGCGGCCAAAAUCGCCCCUACUCGACGUGGCGACAGUUUUUCAGGCGUUUUCGGGCGUCUUGUUCGCGCUACCGAGCCGCCUCCACUGCGUCUUUUCAUCCCGCACCUCUGCCAUGCUGCCUGCCGCAUUGUUAUAAUGGCGGAGGACACGAAAAGUCUGCUCGGAGCACGGAGGUGGUGGCUGGUACCAUGAUUAAAAAUGGCUCUUUUGGGGGUAUUAUUAAUUCAUUACCCAGAUAUACCCGGUGGGGAAGCAUUUGGCUUCGGCUAGGAGGCAGAAAAAUUAAAAGUGUUGUUUUUAAUCAGGGGGGUGUGUAUGUCGCGGAAGGCCCCUCGAUACGUCCGCAGACUUGUUUGAAGAGGGAGGCGGAGGGAUCUACUGCUGUUGCUGCUGGCUGCUCGUGGGGACAAGGGCAGUCUGGGAAAUGAAGUCCCUUUUGAUUUUUAAAUAAAUACUUAUUAAACAUGUAUUAAACGGAAAAAUGCGGAUAUUCUUCCAUUUUUUUGUCUUCAGUUACUGUUUAAUCUUAUCUUUGAUGUGAAAAGUACCAAAACGGGGACGUUUAACGGUGUUUUAAUGAUUAGUGUCGUGUCUGUCGUCGCUGUUAGGUUAUCGUUGCUUUGAUUUUUUUCUAUCUUUCUGUUUCUGUUUUCAUUAUAUCCUUUUAAAUGUUAGAAAGUACUGAAAACUGAUAUUUGGGAAUACUACAAAGGACCAUAACCAUUUUUACGACCAGUUAGUGUCCCAACUUUCAAAAAAAACUCCAAAAUUUUAAGCUAACCUGAAGUUUUAACUGGAUAUUAAACAGACCAAGGACAUCAGUGAUGCCAAUUGAUGUGAAAAGUACCACAGCUGGCACGUUUAACGGUGUUUUAAUGAUUAGUUUCGUGUCUGUCUUGACGCCGUUAGGUUAUCGUUGCUUUUAGAAAGAACUGAAAACUGAUAUUUGGGAAUACUAUAAAGGACCAUAACCAUUUUUACAACCAGUUAGUGUCCCAACUUCCAAAAGAAACUCUAAAGCUAAAUGCCACCACUAGAACUUAAUUAGCUAAUAAUAUUUACCUAACGUUAAGUUUCAACUUGAUAUUAAACAGGCUGAAGACAACAAUGAUGCUUAUUUGUGUUGAGCACAUCAAAUCAGACAACUAGCAAAUGAUUGACAAUUUCUGGUAGUUUGUAAUGUCUGUAAUCAAUGUGAGAGGAUUAGUGUCAGAUGAUUGGAUUUACAGAUUUAUACUUAAACAACAAUCAAUAUUCACAAUGAGUGUUAAAUUUGAUGUGUAAAGAAAACAGGGUGAGAUUUCCUGUCAGAAAACACAACUUGGAAAUGUACAGGGUAGGAUCAUUUUGAUAACAGAGGGAGCCAAAAUCGACACAAACAGAAAGUUCCUUACAGGUAUUUUUACACUGAUUUAAGAGGACUAAAACAGUCUGUUUAUUAGAAAAAUGACCUUAAUUUGAUCAAGUAUUUCUGCGAUAUCUUCAGGUUAACCAGCUGGUUAAACUCGACCCUUGUUUAAAGUUUAAAGCUGGGGCUUGGUGUGUGUCCUUGCCCUGGUUUGGGUUUGUGUAGUUUGGUUCUUGCUCAUUUGGUCAAGUUUUGGCAGUGGGUGGUUUUUGCUGGAUGUGCCACUGCGGUGUUGGUCCAUGUGCUCCCUGUGUGCGAGUGAGUGUGUGUGUCCGCACACACUCGUUUUCUCAUCUGUGUCUGCACAAUUGUUCCCCGUGUUUGCACUGGGGCAGCUGAGUCAGUACAGAUAAGGGCUUGGCUAGAGAGGGUCCCAGAGAUACUGGGCUUGAUACACAGUGGAUGUUAGAGGAAGUUGGCUUAGAAUUUCCCCUUAACUGAUUUACACUCUGUAGUAUAUAAUGUGGUUUCAUCACAGUUUGAGCUUAUAAAAAUUAAUUGGUUCAAGUAAAUCCUACAAAAGCUGAACUGGAGUUAACAGAGAAAUGGACCUUUUUCACAGUGUGGAUCUUAUGAGCUCUCCAAGACCUAAUUGGCUGGAACGUAAAACCUAAAAUCCAUUAAAAUUGUAUUUUAGAGUGUGAAUCAAACAAAUUGAUGGGACAUUUUCAGCUUGAAAGCAAUGGCUCAUUUUUACGAGAGCUGUCCUACUCGAUGAUACUAAUUGAUAGACUCAAAAGACAGUUGCACUCAUGGUAAAAAGCGAAGUUUUCUGUCAUUUGUAUCAAUAUUAAUGAUUUAAACAUCAUUUGAUCCAAACCACACAUUCUGGCCAUGAUUCUGCUGCAACCUCAUUACAGUGGAGGUGAUUAAAAACUCAGCAGCAAUGCGUCAUCAUAGAUAAUGCGCAGACCUUGCUGUUUUUGCCCCCUCAGCUGUGUACUUAUUCCAGUGAAAUGCCUAAAGCCAGUUUGUCAGAUUUGGAGAGGAAAGACACUGACAAUAAAAAAAAAGAUGAAGUUUUAAGAUAUGUAUGAUGACAGGGAUGCUGCAUUAACAUCUGUAUACUCAGCUUUGGUUGAAAACAGUCACUUCUCAUAUCAGAGGAAAUGAAAAGGAAGUUUCCCCUCAAAUUAGCGGCAUGAUACUCAGUCUGUGGAGGAACUAUAACCUGAACAUCUUUAAUAUUUUGGUGAGAUUUGGAGAAAAAGGAGUCAUUAUCCCAUGAGUAUAGAUGUGUUAAGAAGGCAGUAAUUGAUGCCCAUACAGAUAAUGUUUUAUUUUUAUAAAUCUGGAUGACUCAUUUGUAAAGAAAAAAUAGUUGUGUAACAUUUUAUUGGAUACAGCCAUGAGUUUUGAAUUUUGAAGUCAAAGUUUGAGACUUUUAAUCAUCUCAGUUAUCGUAUCUCUGUUUGUCGGACUGAUUUCUCUCCUCCCCCUUUUGUCCUCUCUCCAGUUUGGCCAACAUUCCUCUAACCCCAGAAACUGCCCGGGACCAAGAGAGGCGAAUUCGCAGGGAGAUUGCCAACAGCAACGAGCGUCGGCGUAUGCAGAGCAUCAAUGCUGGUUUUCAGUCACUUAAAACACUCAUCCCACACAGCGAUGGAGAGAAGCUCAGUAAGGUGGGUCACCCGGAGAGAUUUUAAUCAGGCGAUGAGUUAGAUUACACAGGUGUGGGCUCACCUUCCCGAAAGCGCUCUAACUUUGUUUUGCUCCUCUCUUUUUCUCUCUCCAGGCUGCAAUCCUGCAACAGACAGCUGAGUACAUUUUUACUUUGGAGCAGGAGAAGACACGGCUAUUGCAGCAGAACAGUCAGCUCAAACGAAUCAUACAAGUAAAGCAAAACUCAUCCAAACCUGUCAAAACAUUCUUAUUAUCGAUAUUCUUGUUACGGUCAGAAUUAUCAGAUCUGCCGUUUAACUAAAAGUGUCCCGUUUCUGUUGACUGUCUCAGGAGUUAAGCGGCUCCUCUCCUAAAAGGAGGCGUGCAGAGGAGAAGGAUGAAGGGAUUGGCUCACCAGACAUCCUGGAGGAGGAGAAGACUGAGGACUUAAGGAGGGAGAUGAUUGAGCUAAGGCAGCAGCUGGAGAAAGAGCGCUCAGUCAGGAUGAUGCUGGAAGAUCAGGUGAGGAUCCAGACUGUUUCUGAAAUCCGAAACCACGACGAGACCACAGAGUGUAACAUAAUGAUCAACACAGCCACCAUGAUGUCACUCCUUUGGUUGUGGGCUGCUGUUUUGACUCCGCGGGUUUGUUUUCUGGAGUAGUGAAACUGAAGAGGAGAGAGGAGUUAGCAAAUAUAAGACUAUGACGAUAAAACCGUCUGUGCCAAAGCCUGAUUCAGAAGCUGCCUUAUUAGUUAGCUAAUCUUAUAAGCUUGGUAAGGUGAGCACAGGGACAUAUACUUGCUAAUUAAUGCUAAUUGAUGCUAGUUUUAGUCUGAAUAAGCACAGAUGACUCUGCAGCGAGUCAUAUUUUAUUGAUGUUAGCCUAAAACAGUUUUUAAAAGCGCAUCAACUCCAUUAGAAAAUGGGCUGAGGCUGCAUUAGCUGACUGUCUCUGUCUGAAAUAUUCAUUAUUUUCAACCACAACUUGACUUUAAGCUAGUAAUUUUUUAUUAGAUUCAGAUCUUGGACAGUUGUCAUAAAUGGGAAAUAAGUAAAAGAUAUUCAUUCAUACAUAUUCAGUGAUCUUACAGUUGAACUCUUCACCCAAACGCUCCCUUGCUCGCCCCUCUCAUCAGUUAGGUGACGAUGGCCUUCAAGGACAAUAAGCUCCUGUGAUGUAUGAUGCGUAUAAUCCUCCUUUUGUCAAGUUUAACUGUCAAAACAUCCACCAAUACGACAACCAAUGCGCUUCACGUGGCCCUCCGCUACAUUAAAAAUGCAUAUGUUACAAGUUUGUCUGUUUGGUGCUACUGUAGACGGACCUGCUCCUUAGUUUUUCCAGAUAUACGUGAUCAUACCCUGGUUUUAAACAUACUUGCAAACACAGCUAACUGCAAACUGCACCUUUUAGCGAUUUAUUUACUUAAAGAGCCACCCCCAAGUGGCCAUUCAAGAAACUGCAGUCCUGGCACUUCAAUGUUUUCUAUUUUGUUGUUGCGUAUGCCGUAAAAAAUCAGCCACUGACAUUGUUUUAAGUUGCUUUUUCACAUUUUUACCUUGUUUUUUUUUGCUUGUUUGUUUGUUUUAGAUGCGUUCCCUUGAUGCACAGUUGUACCCUGAGAAGCUGAAGGCAAUCGCCCAGCUGGUCCAGGAGCAGCAGGCCCAAACACAAGGCCUCAUUCACCUGCAGCAGCACAAGCAGCUGGAGAGGGACCUAACUCCAGCCCACAGCCCACAGGUUGGAAAUGAGAUUUUGUCUAUCUGCAGAUAAUUUACAUGUUGUUGUGGACUGGAACAAUUUGAAAUUUGUUGCAUCUAGAGUGAGUUUUUAAUCAAACAUGUUCAGUAACAAUUUUUAAUGUUAAAUCAGCUCUACAUAUCAUUGACGACUUAGUCUAAAUUCAUCAUGGCUCGCACGGAAUUGCUGUCCUCUGUCCACACACCUGAACUAAUCUUACAUCAUAGUGUAGAUGUCACACGGUCAGUCGCACAUGACAGUCUCCUCCAUGUCCAGAGUUAGAGCUGUCAACAGCCGAGACGCAUUUACAAUGUGUUAAAUGAGCAGCUCUCACGGCUCUGCUGUGCCUGUCUCCUGCUCUGACAGCCGCGGUAUCCUGUUUCUGCAGGCUAACCCUCACUGAACAUGAUGCCAAAUCAAUCGGCCUGUGCUGUCGGCCAUCCGCAACUCCAGGCAGAGUGAUAGAUGGCUGAGACAGUGUGAUCCAGUCAUGUGAUGCUCCCAGGGAAGAGCUGAGCUAUACGACCUCAAAUCAAUGAUCCUAUAAAUUACUUAAAAAUUAGUAAAAGAAUAUCACUUAAAGUCAGAUUCAAACUAUCUUUGUUGUCUCAGAGAGGGGAUUCUGUGCAUGUGAUCACCUACCAGCCCUUCUGACUCCAAAGUCUGACCAAACGACAAAGAAAAGUUUCGCUCUAACUUUUCAAGAGCUUUCAUUUGCACCAUUCAGUACACUUGCACAAAAACUUAGAUUUACUAAAGUUAGAUUAGACUAUUUGAUUGGACUUCCUGUCUUGUCUCAUUAUUCAAGCACCGUGCAAAAACGUGUCUUUCUGCACCUGGUCUGUCUGAUAACGACAGGAAUGCUCCUGAAAACUGCCAAAGAAACGCCUCGGUGAUAGUGAAGUGUCGGAUCCUCUUGUUUGGUUUUGGUUGCAGCUGUUUCCAAGGUCGAAAAUGCACAAGUGGGAAUAACAAACGAACCAUAAUCAUACAUUAUUUUAAUUAUGAGCAUAUCUGAGUAUCUUACAAUCAUUGUCUUGUUGCACUGAAGUGGGGAAUUAACCGGCCCGUAAACAAGCCUAGAGAAAAAAAAACAGCUUUCCCAAGACUAAAGGACUAAAGAAAACACGGCUCUUUGAGAAAUUGCCAACAUCUGGUCAGGCUGAACCUCAGGAUGCUGCCCAGCUGUUUCCUGUUACUCUCCAUGUUAGUGCGUGUGUGUGGAGGCCAUCUUUUCGACUGUUUGAUUCUUAUAAUGAAAGGAUUAUUUAGCAGGUUUAUAAGUAUAUUUACAGAUAAUAAACCGGCACAGUGAAUGAGACUCUAACAAGAGCUCUUUUUUCAGCAGGUGCUGGCCCCAGCUACACCUCCUGCACCCACACACCAUGCUACAGUCAUCGUCCCUGCGCCUGUCCAGCCUCCUCAGCCCCAUCACGUCACCGUGGUAACCAUAGGACAAACAUCUGUUAUCAAUACGGUGUCUACAUCUCGACAGAACCUGGACACCAUCGUUCAAGUGAGACACAAACCUGUGAUUCAUUUCUGACUGGAAGUGUUUCUGUAUGCGAACACUAGAGGGUGCUGUCGUCCCUGACAUCGCUCAUCUCUCUUCUUCUCCCUUCAGGCAAUCCAGCACAUCGAGGGAAACCAGGGCAAGGGUGGCAUCGGGGAGGAGGAGCAGCGGAGGGCGGUCAUCGUCACUUCAGGUCGCGUCCUCUCCGACGCGGCCGGCUCAGACACGGCAUCGAACAGCGACGGACCCGACGACUGCUCACUGCCCUGAGUCCAACUCUGGCGUCGUAUACGCACACUUACACACAAACACACACACACAAACACUUAGAAUCAAAAGGCCCAAGCUGACCGGGGCUACUUCAUGCUACAAACCCACAGCACUCUUGUUCAGUGAACAUUUAUCGGGCUGGUAGACAGAUUGAAGCACUCGUUUUUUGUUUUUUGUCUUUUUUUUUUGUCUCUUUUUCUGCACACACUCAAACAUGAUGUACCGUGAUAGGCCGCCCGAGUAGGUUUACACUUAGACACGCAUACACGCAGCCUCUUCUGCGUCUUUUCUCUGCUUCUCUCUAGCUCUCACAAACUCAUGUCUGUUUAUUAAUCGAUAGAAAGGUUUUUAGAGCAACUGCUUCACUGAUUGACUUGUUAAUACUGGAAACUAGAUCUUCAUAUUGUCUGCUAAACAUCACCAUUAAUCAUCCGGGGACUACUCUCUUCUUUUGUUAUUGGCCUCAAAGCCAUGUGACUGAUCUGAAACAGGAGAAAAAGUCUGCGCAAAAGCCCAGAGGCGCGGCGCCGUCACCACCCAGCGCAGAGCGUCUCUGUUAAACAUCCUUUAAACCUCCUCUGAGCUGUUGGACACUGUGAGCUAACAAGACUGGCUUGUUUUCAAGUUCCACCUUCUUGGCUUCUGGAUGAGAGAUUCUUUUUUUAUUUUCCUCUUGUGAAGUCGACUAUUUUAUGCUUUUUUUUUUUUCUUUUCUUUUUAAUUGCUCCCUCAGCCCGCAAGUUAAAGUGAUUGUACUGGAAAAAAAAAAGCUUCUCGUUUUUGUUUAAAGGUGCUCUAAGGAAGCAAAGCUCAGAAGGAAAAAAAAAAACUUGCUGACUGGUUCACAACUAUUUUUUCUAUUUUGUUUGUUUCAUGUUCGUUGCCAUUCUUUUACUGGGCUGGGUUCCCAGUAAUCCCCUUUUCUGUUCAUGGCCUGAAAAAAUGCUUCGGCAUUUUUUUUCUUUUUUUUACAUUCUCCCCUCUCCGAUAUGAAAGCACCUGGCUUGUGAAAUAAGCUAAUCUUGAAUGACUUCCUCUGGUGUGUGUGUUUGCGUGUGUUUCCCUUCAAACCAGCAGGGCCGAGUGGCGUCUUAGACUCUGGCAGUCUGCAAGACCGCUGCUCUGCCUUGAAAUCAAGCACUCGCAUUUGAAAAACGACUGACAUACAAUCACUUGUUCGCUAAAUCGUAAGGGCUGGAUUUACCUAGCUCUUAGAGUACACUUCAAACUGAUGGAAAACGCCCUGUGUGAAAGUUUGAAUGUGUCACGCAGGUCGGCUAAAUAUGCUCUAUGCAUCUCCUUACAUAGAUCAUUUGUCCUUGCGUGCGCUUUUGCCUAGAUUAUACUUUUUAUUUUUGCCUGAAAGUGAUGGUUGACGGACAGGAUUUACGACAUGUAGCUGAGAGUGGCGGCAGCUCGCCUUACUGGUAGCCCGUGGGCGCAGGGAGGCACUGUAAAGCCAGCCUUAACACAGCCCUGGGUCCUGAGAGAUGUACCUGAACACUUGAUCUGUGCCGUUUGGGUGGCUACAGGAAUCCUUUCCAAACACCCGGGGCGUGUUCGAUUACAUGUUCCAAGUUAUUUUGUCUUUUUCCUCUUAUGUUCACUCUCAUAUGUUUGCCCCAGGAACGAACAGGUUGCUGGUUUUUGUAUUAUAACAAACGCUCCUCGUACUCUUCCCCUCUUAGUAUUCAAACUGUAUCUGAAUACUGACUUCUGGUUGCACUGUAUUCGUUCAUUUGCAACCCGUUUUCGCCCCCUUCAUGUGCACUACAAAAGGAAAAAUGUGGGAAGAAACUCCACAUGCGACGUUGACAUUCCAUUAGCUUUUACUCCUGAUUUCAUAUCAGGUAACUUCUCUGAGCUUCACCUGGUUUAUAAAGAGAUUUGCAUUCACAUUUAGAGCUUUUUGACACGUCACUGCUAUUUUAAAACUGUACUCUGUGAUAAACUCCCGCUUUCAACUGCUGGACAGAUAAUGUGUUCACCUGAACACGCCUCGGCUACCAUGAAUUUCGCCGUUUUAACUUCCCUUUAAGAAACUGUUGAUGUCAGCUGCACUGAGAUAAGUGACAUUUCUGUCGAAUUCAAUCAUGAGACAUCCUCCCAGUACUUGUCGCCAAAGGAAAGGGAUUCCUGGAUAAUCACAAGUCUCGGUUUGCGAUUUCUUCAUCUGUAGAGACCCCCUUCUUCUUUUUUUUUAAUAAGUUUCUACAUUUGGACAUUUUCCCGUUAAAGUCCAGGACGUUUUUGAUUUCCAUCUGUGUUUAACGGUCUGUUCUGUGUGUUAGGAAAUGUAACGUGGACAUAUCAGAUUGUUAGCGGAGUGGGGUGGGCCUGGGGAUCAUUCAACGGGGUCAAGAUAACAAAGCACUUACUGUACUCUACAGGAGUCUGCCUCUCUUUUUGUAUGAAGGGGCAUCUCCUCAGCUGAAGCUCUUGAGGUUAUGCGUAGAAACCGCACAGCUGUGUAUCUCCCUUUACCCCAUGUCCAAUCCUCCAUCUUGUUCUUUUUUGACCCUUAUAUGUUGUUUUUUUAUUUUAUUUCAUUUUUAAAGCCGUUUCUCCUCCCUUUUCUUUUGUCUGUUCUCUGUAACCUUUUCUUUUUUUUUUUUGUCAGACCAGUCUGUGCAUAUGGUCAUCAAGAAGCUAUUUUGUUUUUUGUUUUAUAAGAGAAAAGUUUUGGGGAUAAAGAGGCUUGUGCCUUUGUAAAGACAGAAUAAUAAAGUUUGUACUUUGUUUUUUACGCA
Molecule: messenger RNA, 10393 nt
Organism: Xyrichtys novacula (pearly razorfish)
Lineage: Eukaryota; Metazoa; Chordata; Actinopteri; Labriformes; Labridae
Source: the annotation of a GenBank genome assembly